UUAGCUAAUUGUGCACCUGUAGACUUUUAAGCGGUAGAUACACCGCCGGUUUAGGAUAAACUAUUGGUAGGUAUUUUCACAGCAACUCGCGGCGAUUCGACACUUCGCGAAUGAGCAUUGAUUUACUCGUUGAGGUUGUUGGUAGUUGGGUAUCACCCGACGUGUCUCUUAGAUAUGGACAUUGCCUGAGACUGGACUUGCUUUUCAUUUUGGCUAAUACUUUAUUGGAAAUCUUUCUCUUUCCGUAGCUGAGACCCUUGGGCCGGGUAAUUCUUUGUUUGGUUCCUAAAUAACCUAGCUGAGUCCACAUCAGUCAAUAUUUACAAAUAGGUUUCGCUUUUAUAGAUACGGAUGGCAACUUGGCUGUAAUAGGAUUGUCCCACCCAAUUGGAAAUCCAGUUAUCCCGCGAGCCAUGUCUCAGACGGCCGACUCGCUGACCUUCCCGACGGCGAUGCACUCCUCCGGGGGCAGUCGCGGCGGCACAGCCGAACCCGGAGGGGCUGGGGCUGGGGCCGGGGCCGGAUCGUCGCCGAGCGGGCACAUCCGGCGUUGGGUCAACUCCCUGCUGACGUCGCGUAAUACUUCUGCUACCCUCGGUCACGGCGGCACGGAACAGCGACGACGUGGCGCUAGCCAGGAGCCCGACGGCUGGUGGAAGAUACGCCUCUUCCGCGGCAUGGUCAACGACCUGCGACGCCGCGCGCCGUACUACUGGAGCGACUGGCGCGACGCCUGGGAUUACCGCGUCGUGCCGUCGACGGUUUAUAUGUAUUUUGCGAAUAUCCUUCCCGCACUCGCCUUUUCGCUCGACAUGUUCACCAAGACAAAUAUGCAGUAUGGUGUGAACGAAGUGCUUUUGGCGUCGGUUCUAGGUGCGGUGGUGUUUGCGAUACUUGCUUGUCAACCGUUGGUUAUUGUGGGAGUUACCGGUCCUAUCACGGUGUUCAAUUACACGGUCUACGAUAUAAUGACGCCCACUGGGACGAACUACUUGGCUUUCAUGACCUGGAUCGGCCUUUGGUCCCUGGUGUUCCAUUGGAUUCUUGCCGUCACUAAUGCCUGCAACUGGCUACGUUACGUGACCCGGUUUCCGUGCGAUAUUUUCGGCUUCUACGUCGCAUUCAUCUACUUACAGAAGGGCGUCCAGGUGCUCGAGCGCUUCGGCGACGAUUCGCCAUUCUACCUAUCCGUCAUGGUGGCUCUACUCGUUUUCAUGAUCGCGUAUGCUUGCGGCGAGCUGGGAGAGAGUCCGCUCUUCCGACACCCUGUCCGAGUAUUUCUUAAAGACUACGGUACACCACUUACAGUCAUCUUUUUCACCGGGUUCGUGCACCUUGGCCGUAUGAAGACGGUUGAGCUUGAGAGGUUGCCUACGAGUGCGGCUUUCUUCCCUACUGCUGAUAGGGGCUGGCUUGUUCAUUUUUGGGAAAUUGACGUUGGGGAUGUAUUUAUUGCGAUACCUUUCGCGGUCUUGCUUACCAUUUUAUUUUAUUUUGAUCAUAACGUAUCAUCCCUCAUCGCACAAGGAACCGAGUUCCCCCUACGCAAACCCGCAGGCUUCCACUGGGACCUGUUCCUCCUGGGCCUGACAACCGGCGUCGCAGGUCUCCUCGGGCUCCCCUUCCCCAACGGGCUCAUCCCGCAAGCGCCCUUCCACACCGAAUCGCUCUGCGUCACCAAGGUCGUCGCCGACACCGAGGAGACCAACGGCGAGGCAAAGGGCCACUACGCGCUCAAGCGCACGCACGUCGUCGAGCAGCGCGUCUCGAACCUGGCCCAGGGCCUGCUGACCCUCGGCACCAUGACGGGGCCCCUGCUCGUCGUCCUGCACCUCAUCCCGCAGGCCGUGCUCGCCGGCCUCUUCUUCAUCAUGGGAUACCAGGCCCUCGAGGGCAACGGCAUCACGGCCAAGCUCCUGUUCCUGCUCAGGGACCGCGCGCUCACGCCCGGCGGGCACCCGCUCGCGGCGAUCCGCCGCAGAGCAGCCGUCUGGGCGUUUGUGGGAAUCGAGAUCGCGGCUUUCGGCGCUACGUUCGCUAUCACGCAGACCGUGGCCGCCGUCGGGUUCCCCGUCGUCAUCCUCGCGCUCAUACCCGUGCGCGCGCUGCUGCUGCCGAGGGUGUUUACUCCCCAGGAGCUGGGUAUCUUGGACGCGCCGACUGCGAGCCCGUUUACGAUGGAGAGCGUGGGUGGCUCGUAUGCGGCGGAGGGCGUCCACGGGCACGGACACGGUGCUGGGGAGGGGACGGGGACGGUGACCGAAUUCACGGAGAGUGGGAGCGAGGGCGUUGUGGUGGGUCCUACGGGUGCGGGCGCGGAGGCGGUCGGGAGAAGGAAGAGCGAGGAGGUGUUGGCUGAGGAAGGCCGCGGCCGGGUGGUUGAGGACGUCGGGAUCGAGAUGAGUCGCUUGGGCGUUAGUAGGAGGGGGCAGGCGAGCCGGAGUGUGGCGAGGGAUGUGGGUUAGUUGAGUAGGCGAAUUGUAGACGUGACGUUACGUGACCUGGGUUGGUAUAGAAGGGGUCUUGUUGGUUGGGGUUUGGGAUACAUAAAAGUUGAGGGAGAUUGUGAAUACUGCGUUUGAUGUGGUUGUACUGAGUCCUCCGCUUUGGGAGAUAGGUAGAU
Annulohypoxylon truncatum is the source of this 2623-nucleotide messenger RNA. Its product is annotated as HCO3 transporter family-domain-containing protein. The transcript is spliced from 4 exons. The record is from RefSeq and is a predicted model, not a curated record. Lineage: Eukaryota; Fungi; Ascomycota; Sordariomycetes; Xylariales; Hypoxylaceae. Gene Ontology annotation, cellular component: fungal-type vacuole; plasma membrane. Gene Ontology annotation, molecular function: borate efflux transmembrane transporter activity; solute:inorganic anion antiporter activity. Gene Ontology annotation, biological process: borate transport; monoatomic ion homeostasis; transmembrane transport. Bases 414 to 2465 code for a protein of 683 amino acids.